Messenger RNA from Psammomys obesus (fat sand rat), 5617 nucleotides. RefSeq names its product solute carrier family 66 member 1 (gene Slc66a1). The record is from RefSeq and is a predicted model, not a curated record. Lineage: Eukaryota; Metazoa; Chordata; Mammalia; Rodentia; Muridae. Bases 169 to 1050 code for a protein of 293 amino acids. The transcript has 8 exons.
GCGGGGCCUCACGGAGGUCAGCUGACUCUGGCAGGCUGCGAUCCUGAAGCUGAGGUUCGGCUGUGGAUCCUGAUCUGAACGAACCUUUGCCAGCCUCUGAAGCCUUGCCUGUGUUCAGACACCUGCGCCUCCUCUUCUCCUUCCCUGCUGGGACUGUCUACUGCAGCCAUGGUCUGGAGGAUGCUAGGCGCCAGCAACUUUUCCACCUGCCCCAACGGCUCCAUCCAGUGGAUCUGGGAUGUGUUUGGUGAAUGUGCCCAGGAUGGCUGGGAUGAGGCCAGCGUGGGCCUGGGCUUGGUCUCCAUUCUCUGCUUCGCUGCGUCUACCUUCCCCCAAUACAUCAAGGCCUGCAGGACAGGCAACAUGGACCAGGCCCUAUCUCUGUGGUUCCUCCUGGGCUGGAUCGGUGGGGAUUCCUGCAACCUCAUUGGCUCCUUCCUUGCUGACCAGCUGCCCCUGCAGACCUACACAGCUGUGUAUUACGUCUUGGCUGACCUGAUGAUGCUGACGCUGUACUUCCAUUACAAGUUCAAGAAUCGACCUUCUGCGUUGUCUACCCCUAUCAAUUCUGUGCUCUUGUUCAUCUUGGGGACCGUGUGUAUCAUACCGCUGCUGAGCAGCACCGAUCCUGUGGCUGUGCCCAGGGAAGGCUUCCGGGGACGGACACUCCUGUCUGUGGAGCCAGGCAAUAAGCCCUUCACAAAGAAGGAGGUCGUCGGUUUUGUCAUCGGUUCCGUGUCCAGCGUGCUGUACCUGCUCUCAAGACUGCCUCAAAUCCGCACCAAUUUCCUUCGGCAGUCAACCCAAGGCAUAUCCUACUCUCUGUUUGCACUGGUGAUGCUGGGGAACACGUUGUAUGGGCUGAGCGUGCUGCUCAAAAACCCGGAGGUGGGCCAGAGCGAGGGCAGCUACCUGCUGCACCACCUGCCCUGGCUCGUGGGCAGCCUGGGUGUGCUGCUGCUCGACACCAUCAUCUCCAUCCAGUUCCUGGUAUACAGGAGCCGCGCCAUUGCCGCUGUCUCAGAGCGAGAGCCCCUCCUUCCAAGCUGACCAGUGCCCUGGCUGACGGGAACCUCAGCUGCUGCCAUCCCAGGAAGGAUGAGGUGUGGGCAGUGAUGCUGCCGUCCCUGGACUGGGCCUAGGAGGUGGCCUGGAACUCUGGUCCUGGCUGGAGUUGGUUGGAGUUGGCUUGUGCUGUGCCAGGACAUACCUCUCAGGUGUAAGACAGCUGUCUGAGGAGCCUGCAGGGGAUCCGUAGCUGAGACCCCAGAAGGUGGUGUGGCCACCUCUCAUCUACCUACCUCAAAUCUGCCUGUGGACUCCAGGCUAUGUCAUAGCCAGGGGACCAAGGGUUGUCCCUCUGACUGGACACAACCUAGUAAAUGGUACCUUCCAGCUGGGCCUGUUUCUGCUGCUCCUUCUCAUGGUGCUUAGGGUCUGGUAAGGGACCCUGGGCAAGUCCAGUCUCAUGGAGGAAUUAUGUCUAGCCUCCUCAGGGCUUUGGUUCUCUAACUUGUAUUUCUUUGCCCUCUUGUAGACAGACCCUACCCUGGCAAUGGAACAUGGCAACAAAAGGGACACAGCAGUGGGGUCCCUGUCUCUGGGGCUCAGGAAAAGGCAGAUAACUAAGGGCAGGGUUUGGUUGGACAUCUUGGCAUGGCCGCACUACUGCUCCUUGUUCCCUUGCCUGAGUUGGGCUUGGUGAAGUGGCUAGCCCAAAUUGAGGCAUACAGUCAGGUGUCUUGAACAGUCAGAACUCAGUGAAGGUCACCUUUGAGGUAGAGAAGAGGGAUAGACUGGUGCCUUCCUGAAGAAGGUAGUGACAAGAAACUGGGGUGAUGAAGGCAGAGAGGAAGGGAGAAAGACUGGUUCCAGUUCGCUUUGUUACAGCACCUUUUGGGGACAGAGGACCAGCAACCUUCCCUGUUAGCCUUAGCUUAUUCACAUACAUUAUUGUAGGUCCAGAGAGCCAGAUGCAGGGCCAGGGGUCACCUGACAGAGACAGACAGAGGGCAUCCAUCUCUGAGUGCUUCUCUGCCCACAGCUACGGAGAGAGGGCCCUGGCAUAGUGUUCCCAACCCACUGCUGGCUUCAGGUGCUCUUUGCAGCUGGAUAUCUGGCUCUGUCCCAUCCUGGGACCUGGCUCUAUGCUAGUUUCCUAGACCCUUCCAAAUCUGAAGAUCUGGGACCUCAGUGAGGCCCAUGACCCCAAGUGCAGGUCUGACCCGAAGCUGCCUGGGCAGGAGGACGUGAAUGACAGGUGUGUCUGAGAAGCCCUCACUGUCGCUCCAGGAGGGGAGACACCCCUUGAUGGGAGACAGGCUUUGCCCAUGGGGGAACGCCUGGCUGACAGACGAAGCAGCCCUUUACUCGGGAAGCGCCAGACUGCAGCUUCUCUGAACCUUGAUCCCACCUCUCUUAGGCUCCAGGACUCCAAGUAGGAGUCACGGUAGGGGCCUUGGAGGACCUGCUAGGCUGCUUAUUUAUAGGUGAGUGUUUCAUGGGCUCCAGGAUCUCAAGCCUGUCUCAGCCACCGUGAGCCUUGUGACUUGGGCCAGCUCCCUGAGCCUGUUUCCCUCCCAUAACACCAAAAACAGUGUUAAUUUCCUCAGAAUCUAGUUGUGCUGAAUACGUAAGGUGCACUUUUGGGUUUAUGUCCCAGCAUCUGGAACAUGGGUGAGGAAAUGGUGACUAUAUUAGCAUCACCAUCCAAAGGAGGUUUAGCCAUCUGGUACCCCCUUGGGAAUAGGCAGCUUGACUGAUAGGACCCUGCUGUGAUGACGGCCCCAUUGCUGCUGUGGACCAGAAACGCCCCAGCUGGCUUUGCCAUCCUCUCCCUGGUUCACACCUCUCACUUUUGCAGGUCAAGGAGUGAAGUAGUGGAUAUUCAUCCUGAUGCAGCCUGAGUACAGCAGGCCCCUCAGGUCUUUCCUCAGCCUCGAGUGUGGAGGCAUUUUGGCUGUCGUCCAGGCUCAGCCACAAAAAUGCAAGUAUUCCUGCCAGGAGUGCCUCGAUCAAGUCACUCAGGGAGGAGUGAGGAGGAGGCAGGGCCAUGUGUCUACCAAGGCUCUUCUAUAGUGAGUCAGAUAGGAUGUGUGUGUGUGUGUGUGUGUGUGUGUGUGUGUGUGUGUGUGUGUGUGUGUAAUUUUUAAAAUUUUUAUUUAUUUUGAGACAGGGUCUUACUGUAGCUCACGUCUGCCCGGAACCCGUAGCCUUCCUUCUCUGCUUCCGGAGUACAGGGAUUACAGGUAUAUGUCGUCAUUCGUGACUUCUGUGAGAUGCCCUGUAGGAAAGCCCCUCUCAUGGUACCCUCUGCUCUGUUCACAAGGCUUCACCUUCUCUAAGUCUCAAGAGAUACGCAAGAGAAACUGGAGGCAGAAGGGCUGUGCCUAGCCACCCUGCCCUUUGCCCUUGACCCCAGGCCUUCUCAGCUAGGAUUCUCAUUGUUAUUUAUCAAGCCUGGGGAUUUUUUUUCCCUCUCUCUCAUUACAACUAGGACAGUAUGGCCUCCAGAUCUUCUCUUCUCCAGGAGGGGGAGCAGUCCCAAAUCACCCUUCAGCACCCCUUCUGUCUGAAUCAGCUUUAAGGCUUCCAGGGUAUUCUAGUGGGUAUGCACUGUAACAGGAAGCUUGAAGUGGCCACCUCACAGCAGGGCCUGCCUUCCCCGUGGGUUCCCUGGGCUCAAAAUGGCUAAGUUCCCAGCCUGUCUCCCAGCCCUACCCAGCAGCUAUGAGGACACAGACACCCCCUACCUCCCCACUCCAGUCAGACAGCUGGGCAAAGAGCACCUGUCUGUACACCACUGUGUCCACAGGACACAGCAGAUGCUCAGAAAGGACCAGAGACCCUGUCUGUCCAGAGGCUCUGGCAGUGGGGGAGACAGGCAUGUCGCUUGCAAGGACAGAUCCUCUCUACAGGGUAGCGUGUGAGUCAGAGCUUGAGAAAACUGUUUGGAAAGGUGUCAGGCUACCUACGCAAUAUUAACAUCUCGAGUGAGGUGUCUGAGGUAACAAGACCAUAGCUACACGUGCAGCAUUUCUGGCGCAUGUACAACCCAGAGUAACGCAGAGGCUGACUGUGUAGAAGGGGCCGAGCUGCUGAAGAAAGACCGCACUUGCUGGGCAGCUCAAAGGGAUACAUCUGUGAGGGCCUGCCUCUCAUCCCGUAGCACGUUUGUCGAGCUCAUGUUCCUGACUGAAAAGUUUCAUAGGAGACUGUGUCUACAAAGAGACAUUCUAGACGACACAGAGGAAUCCACGUAGGGGCUUGGAGCGCAGCUCAGUUGGGAGAAGGCUUGUCUAGUGUGCGUGAGGUUUUGGUUCAAUCCCCAGGAUGAUACAAAAUGAUCUGGUGGCGUACACCUGUAAUCCCAGCACUCAGGAGGCAGAGACAGGUAGAUCAGGAGUUCAAAGCCAUCCUUAACUGAAAAACCUAGAAAUACCAAGUUUCAGAUAAGACACCAAAACAUAGCAAUGUAAAUAGAUUUCAAAGUUUUGUGAAUUUAUAUGUGUAUAUUUUGAAUUUUAUGGUUUUAAAAAAUAAUUAUUGGAAAUCAAGCUUGGUCAGAGCUGGAGACAUGGCUCAGUGGUUAAGAGCACAUCCUGUUCUUUUAGAGGACCAGAGUUCGAGUCUCAGCACCCACAUUAGGCAGCUCACAACUGCCUGUAUCUGCAGUUCCAGGUGAUGAUACUCUUGGACUGCCCCUCCCAAAUAAGUAAUAAAAUUUAAAAGAAAAAGAAAAGAAAACCAAGCUUGGUGACAUAGGUCUUUGAUCUUAGCACUAAGGAGGAUGCUGCAGGAAGAUCGUACAUUGAAACAUAGUUUGGGCUACAAAGCAAGUAAAAGGCCAGCCUGGGCAUCUUAUGGACUCUUUGUCAAAGUUUAAAAACAGUAGAAUAGAAUAGAAUAAGGGAAACACAAAUUAAAACCUAACUGUAAAGCAAGAAAAAAAAAUAGCACCCACUAAUUUGUUCUGGGGAACUACAUCUCUCAGGCUGACCUUGAACUCUGUGGGUAGCCAAGAAUGAUCCUCCUGCCUCCACCUCCCAGGUGCUGGACCCCAGGGUUGCACCACCACACCCGGCUCUGUGAUCUGUCUUGGAGUAUCUUGACUGUAGAGGAUUCUACCCUUUAAGGAGCAAGCUCAGCCAGUCAUUGAGUGACCUCCAGUGACUCAUGCUACACUGCACAGACAGCCCCGGGUCCCAAAGAGACACACCCCAACUGUAAAGCUUGUCCCUCAGUAGAAUGAUGUGUCUUCCUAGCCUGCAAGUAACCCUACACAGGUGUCACAUCCAUUGAGACCUAAGCAACUUGCCUGAUGUAGUGGCACAGGCCCUUUAAUUCCAGCACUUGGGAGGCAGAGGCAGGCAGAUCUCUAUGUGUUCAAGGCCAGCCUGGUCUACAGAGUGAGUGCCAGGCUAGCCAGGGCUGCAUAGUGAGACUCUUGUCUCGAAAAACAAAACAAGACCCAAACAGCUGUACAUUGACAUUAAACUGCCAGCAUGCAUAGAAGACCCCCAUGACAGGAGCCUGUGGGAUGCCUCCUACAGCUCUCUGCUGUCUUGUCUGUUACCACUGUACCAGUGUAUCUAUCGAAUAAACUCUCCUACCCUUU